CCCUAUUUAAAAAAAAAAAAAAAAACUAUACACAAAUUCUUUAUUCAUUACAUAAACAAUGUGCAAUCAACUGUGCCAAAAUAAAAAUACCAAACAUUUCUUUAGUGUUACUAAAUAUUUAGAAAAUAAGACAUGACAUUUAAGAAGCCACUUAAUCCCAUCCAAAGGAGAUACAAAUCAGACUUAAACGCAGAGAUGGAAGAUUCAAAGGCUGCUGAAGAAGGAUCAACUGUCACGGAAAGCUCUGAGAUAAAUUCAAGUCUAACCGACGCCGAACGGGAGAAUCUGGAAUGUAAAGUUUGCCAUCAACCAUUUGAGAACCUUCAAGAUGUGCUCAAGCACGAAUUGCUCAAUCAUUCGGCGACGAAAAGUGCAAAGAAACGUCCCAUGAAUCAGUUGAAGCGGAGGGUAAAUGCUGUCCUUAAGACUGUCAAUGCCGAAGAGGAAAAGAAGUUUAGACAAAAAUUAGCCGAGGCAAUUUUGGACUGUGAUCAUGGAACAGAACUGAGUGUCAUAUUCAAGAAGUACCUAAUCGAUAAUGAGGAUCUACUGUGCAUCUAUUCGCGCAUCCAUAGCAGCUUGCAGAAGGAAUUGGACAGAAUCGGCCCGUACAACAUUCAACCGUAUGGAUCGGUGGCGAAUGGAUUAGCCCUAAAAUCAAGCGAUAUUGAUUUGCACAUUUCUUGUUCGAACUCGCGCGCUGACCCCAACAUCACCUACAAGGUCAUCACUAAGAUGCUCUAUCGUAGCAAGCAGUUCUCCGACAUUGUACCCAUUCGAAAAGCACGAGUGCCGAUCAUAAAGUGUGUUCAUCUUGCCACCGGAUUCAAUCUUGACAUCAACACCACCGAGCCCUAUGGCAUCCAUAACAGUGAAUUUAUAAACGAACUCAAUCAGACAGACAACAGGAUCUAUGAACUGAUGUUGUUUUUGAAGAUCUGGUUCAAGAAUAUGCACAUCUAUGGAGCCUUCAAUAUGACCAACUACUGCCUCAUGACUCUGAUAAUAUUCUAUUUGCAAAACAGCAAUCCCCCGGUCCUGGCUUCCAUCAAGAUCCUGCAGCGAAAUGCGAAAAAAAAUAUAGUAAAUGGUGUUAAUUUUGGUCUGAACGCGAGAUGCGUCCCAUUGGACUCCAGCAAAGACGUCCAUCAGCUGAUUAAGGGAUUCUUUGAAUUCUACAGCACUUUGGAUUUCGAGAAAGUAAUAAUUGCACCGUAUCUGGGAAAGGUGAUCAAGAAGGCAGAUUUCCAGAACAAGGUCUUCAAAUAUCCCGAAUACGAGGCACAGUUGCGAAUGUUGGCCUCACAAACCGGCGAACCAGCAGAAGAGCUCAAAACAGAGUGUGCAGUGUGUGUUCAGGACAUGUUCUGUCUCAAUAUAAACAUCGCCAAGGGCCUCUCCGAGACAAAUGUUCAAUAUCUGAAGAAAUGCAUAACCAUGGCUCACAAGAAGUGCUGUGAGCCAAAAAUAUCCUUGAAAAAUCUUUACAAAUCACUGCUCGUCAAUAUCAUCGAGGAGCUUAGUCAGAUGUUUCCGGUAGCUGAAACCACCACCAUUGUUGCUGGAGAUCCCCUGACAUUCGACGUAGUUCCUCGAAAGAACGAACUGAAAAUGCUGGCCAAAUUCGCCGACCAACCACUCAACCUUAAGAAGCUAUGGGCCAAGGAAUACAUUGCCGCUAUUGAGCAAAUAAUGACUGAAGUUUAUAAAAUCGAUAUGACCCUUCUGUCGCCAACGGAAAACAGUAAAUUCAAGAAAAUUGACGAAACCGAAGAAUUGCCAUUGCCCUGGAAAUGGUCAGUAAGCUCGUCGGUGGAUUUGUGGACGGGACGUCAGAUGCCAAAGAGUAAUGUUACCUUCAUGGAAUACCAAAUCGCCCAAACGAAGAAGCUUCACGCCGAGCGGAGACAAAAGUCUAACUUUUCGGUACAAUUCAAGGGAUUCAUUACGAUAACCAUAACGAAGAAUUUUAAUUCGCUGCACGUUGAGGCGAGUAGUAAUGAAACGCUGUGCAAAAAGAAUCCAAUGCGUAAGUUUUUCGGAGCACUCAAAUGUUCCAUGCAAAAUUAUAAUCUCAAAAAUAGAAUCCAUCAACUUGAAAGUCAGCGACAGGCAAACGCAGAAGAUGUGUGAUAAGAUGAACUAUUUCGGACUUAAAUUAUUCUUUUUUACAGAUAUAUUUACGUAUACAUAUUUAAUCUUAGAGUAUUUUUCCGUCUUAAGACGAUUGACUGUCAUUUUCUCAAGAUACAAUGGUUCUUAGGUUCAUUUGAGUGUUGGAGCGGUCCUUUCCAAUUUACCAAUACCUUCUUGAUACGAGGAAAUAUUCCUUUAAAAAAAAGCAAUUGAGAGAGCGACUGAUUUUUGUACUUGAAAAUUUUAUCGUAUCAAGAAAAUCAAAAGGCAUCUUCUUACGUUUUUGAUUUUGAGAUCACUCAUUUUUUGAGAUCUCAGAUUAUGGAGGAAGCAUAGUAAAAGGGGGUCAAACAUUUUCUCAGCUCAGCAAUUGUUCUAUGAUAAGAUAAUUAAGAAAUAAUAAGUUCUUUUCCUAACGCAGAUCGUAGCUUUUCUUAGUGUUUCCAUGACGAGGUUUCAACUGAAAAUGAAUAUAUUUUGAGUUUUCAAGCAAUAACGUUUCUUGUUCAAUUCGAAGCUGAAUGAAAACUUUUGUGGGAAGGACGUGGGUAAUGCUUCCAUGAAGUUUCCUGUGAAAAUAUUUUGAGUUUUCAAGCAAAUCCUUAAAUGCAAUUCUUACAUUUGUGCAUAGUAAAUUUCCUUACUUAACUAAUUACCAAAUCGCAACAAUUUUUAAAGUAUACAAAUUUACUAUGUUCAACAUUUCUUGACUCAAAUCGUAUUCGUUUUGAAUGGUAUUUGAAUCGAAUACAAUUUGUGGCGAUUAAUUGAGACGACAGCUCUCAUUUUCAGACACCUUUUAUACCUAGGUUAUGAUUUUAAGAAUUUGAAAAAUGGACACAAUUAUACUAAGUUGGUUGGUCCGCUUUUUAAAGCUUUUCACGUAAAAGAAUGAAGGUGUUUUAACGUCUCACAAGAGUAAGAAGUAAAAUAAAUAGGUAAACCAAAUUUUGUGUUGGCUUCAACAUAACUAAAUUGUAAAAAUGACGGCUUUUAGCUUUAUCAAUCGUGUUUUCGAAUUCAGAAGUCAGAAGGUUUGAAUUCUUCUGGCCAAUGUUUAAAUGAUUUUUAAAACUUUAAUUUUAUCGAUUGAGGAGAUUAUUGGUUUUAUUUUUAGAUCGAUAAAAGUUGUAGGCCCUUUUUACAAAAAUCCAACUGAAUAUUCGACUUAAAACGAUCCUUUGAGAAGUACAAUACGUGUGUGUUCCAAUUGAACAACAUUUCUUAAUUUCGAAAUGAGUGAUAUCAAAAAUCUUUCCUUCAACCUUCGGUUCGCUUUUUAUAACACGGGCCUUAAAAAUUACAAAUAUAUAAAAGAAGCUUUAUUCAUGAUAUUUUCAACUUUUCCAGAGUCGUAGUAAAAAAUCCCGCCAGACUUUUUAAUUGGGAAAUCAAACCGCUAUAAACCUUAAAAACUUGGGUUCUACAUUUAUAAUUCAAAUUGAUCUCAAUUUACAUCACCAAGUUUAAAUUUUUAACAGGAAAUUGUAUAAAACAUGUCACAAAAAUGGUUUUAUGAUAUUUGUUUUAAGGAUUUAUAAACAGUUAGCGAUUAUUAUAAUACAUAUCUAGUAAAAAUAUGUAAGCGGAUGAAUUAUAUUCCAACAUACGGAAAUAGAACAUAAAAUAUUCAUUAUAUUUAAAUUAAUUUGUGUCUUGAGAAAAUGACUUGAAAUAAAAACUUAACGUCUUAAGGUACGAUAAUAAUACUACAAAUUUAAUGUUACAAGAAAAUGUUACUUAUAACGUGUUUGUUAUUAUUAAAUUAGAAUUUAAGAAAAUUAAAUUGAACAUGGCCUUUUUCUUAUUGAAAAACAAAAAAUAUA
Messenger RNA from Eupeodes corollae, 3962 nucleotides. Its product is annotated as speckle targeted PIP5K1A-regulated poly(A) polymerase-like. The record is from RefSeq and is a predicted model, not a curated record. Gene Ontology annotation, molecular function: RNA uridylyltransferase activity. The transcript is spliced from 3 exons. Bases 133 to 2133 code for a protein of 666 amino acids. Lineage: Eukaryota; Metazoa; Arthropoda; Insecta; Diptera; Syrphidae.